AUGAAUAAUCCCCAAAUUCACCGAGUUGAAUAAACCAAAUCCAUGUCAGAAUAGAAAUUAAAUACCUUAAGAAAAUAUUAUGAGCUAACCUAGGAAUAAAAGAAAGAUCUCGAAUAUUUUACUCUUAUCAAACAUUUCAUAAAUAAAUAAGAAGAAUAUCAAGACAGUGAUUCUUCUAAUAGUUUCUGCCCAUCUGAUACUUCCAAUACUGUUUGUAUAGAAGGAAAUGCAUAACAAUAGAUAUGCAUACAGAUGUUUGAUAUUAUAAAAUAAAUGAGAAGAGCAGUAAAAUAAUCGCAAAGAUUAUGUUCAACUAAGAUCAAAAAAAUAAAUAAGGUUAUAGAAAAGAGAAACAAAGAAAUCAAUUUGUUUAAAAUUAAACUUGGUUUGUUAUGA
Messenger RNA from Paramecium sonneborni, 396 nucleotides. NCBI's taxonomy places the organism in Eukaryota, Ciliophora, Oligohymenophorea, Peniculida, Parameciidae. The record is from the annotation of a GenBank genome assembly.